Molecule: messenger RNA, 891 nt
Organism: Rhagoletis zephyria (snowberry fruit fly)
Lineage: Eukaryota; Metazoa; Arthropoda; Insecta; Diptera; Tephritidae
Source: RefSeq, a predicted model, not a curated record
AUGGAUCGCAAUACUCAGCCUUCAUUUAAGCCAAACACUUUUAUUGGAUACCAAGACAACUGGAAGAAACAGAUGUUUCAUCAUCGCCCCGCUUAUAGUGCUCCACCAGGCCAAAACACGGUUUAUCGACCUCGCGCCCGAUUUCCGUCUUCCCAACAAGCUUCUGUGAACUCGUGCGGAAAUACACUGCAGCACUAUGGUAAUCCACUGGGACAGUAUUCCCCGAGACCAUUCUCACCUUUGAGCAAACAGCAACAACAAUCAGUCGUUGAGAAGGUGAAAAUUCUGGUCAAUGAAAACCGAAGCAGCCUCGACAACACCGACUGCCCACCAGGACACCUUCUGCAGGACACGUGGACCUUUUGGUACCUUCGCUUGCAGGACAACUUCUCCUGGGAGAAGUCGCAGUUGCCAAUCGGCAGCUGCAGCAGUGUGGAACAGUUUUGGAGCAUCUACGAUCAGAUAGUGUCUCUCGCUGAGGCUCCCUCUGGCUGCAACUAUUCGCUGUUUAAGAAAGGAAUACGCCCUGUUUGGGAGGAUCCGAUGAAUCAGCAUGGUGGCCGCCUGGUGUUUACCAUUAAGAAGGACAAACUGGACUACAAGCUUUUCGUGGAGAAAAUGUGGUUCGAGUUCUCCAUGGCCGUGGUGGGCAAUGUUCUUCCUGAUGUUUCCGAACAGAUCUGCGGAAUCUGCGGGGCCAACCGCAAUCAGAUGGUCAAAAUUGCCAUUUGGACUCGCGAGCGUAAAAAGCACGAAGAGAUAAGGCAGAUCGGUCUCUAUUUCAAGAAGCUUAUCGACUACAAGCAGCCAGUGCCUUACGAGGCAAACAUUAAUGUGAACACAAAGCUUGGCAGCGUUCAUUCCCAGACCAAAAUUCUCUUUGAAGUUUAA